AUGGCUGCGAAUCACCAGCAACAGAUGGAUUCCGGUUCAAUUUCAGGCCGCGUGGACGUCGAUAAUCCGCCGUUUUCUCGCAUCUUCAUAGUCUGCAGCAAAAGACAUACGGGGGAGGAUAUGAGGGCCGCAUUUGAGCAUUUCGGUAGCAUCGAAGACAUCUGGGUUGUGAAAGACAAGCACACGAAAGAAAAUCGCGGCGUGUGUUACAUCAAGUUCGCGAAAGCUUCCUCAGCUGCCCUAGCUUGUGAAGAAAUGGAUGGCAAGCUUAUUGGAGAAGACACUAAGCCGGUUAAGGUAAGAUAAAAUUGUUACUGGUGCAAUAAUUUGGUUCUGUGUUUAAAUUCUGAGGUUUGCGUUGCUUUGAAGUUUGUGUAAGCAUUGUGACAACUCGCUAAUUUGCAAGAUCACAAACCAUGUGCUCUUGCUUAGAGCUGCUUUAACUGAUUCUUCGAUAAACCGAUCAUCAAAAUCUGCUGAGUUUUGUUUUGUCCCGUGAGAAAGUUUGUCUGAUUCAGAGUUUUUAAUUGUAAAGUUGUCUUCUUGGAAAUUUUGCUAAGUGGAAGGUAGACACUUCACAACUUUUUUCAUUGUCUUCAGCGAGGUCGUUUCAAAUUGUUAAUUAUUUAUGUCAGGUAACUAUUUUGUUAUCAGAAGUCUUGAAAUAAAGUCGUUUUAUUCAUCUAGUGAAAAUCUAUAUCUUCACUUUCGUACAUUAUGUUAUUGUCGUUUGUAUUCAAAUUUCUCAGCUGUGUCCUGUUUGUGUAAGGUUCAUGCAUGUAAGCUUAAGUUUCUUUCACAAAAAGAAUAGCAUCAAAACAUCUCGCUACGUGGAAAAGUAAAUAGACAUUUUUCCAAACCAUAAAUAUUUUACGUUUUGUAGAUUAACUGCGUAAUUGACCAUAGAUAAGCAAAAAGUUGAACGAAAUAACUUUUUCAAGUAAGCUAUCUGGUAAUGGAGUAAAAUAUACCAUUUUACUUUAUGAUUUUUUUAUGUUUAUGUCUUCUUUUCUAUAUUUUUUUGUACCCUGUGAAGUCCUGUAGAAAGCUCUUUGUUUUAUUUGGUGAGGUAAAGUUUUUAAAAAUUGAUAGCAAAUUGCUUGUUCCAGGUUAAAUAUUUGUUUAGUGGCUGGGCACCUAAUUAGAUUAAACUCUAAAGUGAAUUUUUGCUUUCUAACUAAUUUUCAUGUCAGAACCUUUUUAUUAAUUCAAGUGAUUUUCAUUUUUAAAUCUCUAAAUGAUCUCUCUAUCACAUGAAUUUGAGUAGUUUGUUUGAAAAUAUUUUAAAAGUACCUUUGGCUUUGAUAUGUACAUACAUUGCAGAUUUUUUAAAAAGUAAACCAGAUAUUUUAUUUUUUCGUAACAGUAUGGCUUUCAUACUGUUGUCAAAACCAAUUUAAAAUUUCAAUCAAACAUGUGGUUUUAAUUGCACCACUUGAUUGUUUUAAAAGGAACACACUAUAUUGAUUACAGUGUUGUUAUCCCUAGUUGCUAGAUAAUUUUGCUGAUGGUAGUCUGCCAAUUGAUUCUUUUAGAUUUAAAUGUACUUUCACUUAAGCCUAUUUGGAUGAAAAAAAAAAUUAAAUAGUUUCACCUGUUGUUUGAUAUCUGUUGAGGCUCAAUUUUAUCCUUAGUUUACCAAUGUAUAUAUUUUAUUAUCCUUUGUUUCCAACUCAACAUGACAUAAGCAUACAUGUAAUUGUACCAAAAUAUUAAACGAAAAUAAAGAUUAAGCCCAAAUUUAAAUCAAGACACUGUAUGUAGUGUAUUUUUUUUCUUUUGUCAAGAUGCAGUGUCAGAUCUUUGAUGUAGACUAGCGGUGAUUAUUUUUUUUGUCCCUUAUACUUGUAGGUAAUGAUUGCCCAGUCCAAGGUUUCUGGCUCAAAACAGGACUUUCAAGAUGAUACAGCACUUACCAGACUGUUUGUCAUCUGUCCAAAAGAAUACGCAGAGGAUAACUUGCGGCAGAAGUUCCAGGAGUUUGGCGAGAUAGAAUAUGUUCAGAUUGUACGGGACCACAAGACACAUGAAAAUAAAGGCUAUGGCUAUGUGAAAUUCAAAAAGUCGUCAUCAGCAGCUGUUGCUCUAGAAAACUGUGAUAAGUCACUAAAAGCAGUUUGGGCUGAACCCAAAUCUGCAAAGAUUGCUCGGAAUGCUGCUGCUGCUGCUGCCGCCUUACAGUCCACGCUAAUUCCUCAUAACCCAUUUCUCGAGGCAAAUAGCUUUGCUCCACCACCACCAACACCCCCUGUCAACAUGAACAUGACACCAGCAGCAGGUCUCCCGGGAAUGAUGGAUUACUACAGUUCUCAAAACCCAGCUGCAGCUGUGGCAGAAUCAAUAACAACAUCACACACUCCCACCCGGCUUUUUGUUAAAGUCUCACCGAUGAUCAAUGCAGAGCAAUUGUCGCGCCUGUUUGAUAUCAUCCCUGGCAUGCAGAUGUGUGACUUGAAGCGGAACUUCACCACCGGAGAAUCAAAGGGUUUUGCUUAUGUCACAUACAACUCUGUUGGAUCUGCGAUCUAUGCCAAGGAAAAGUUGAACGGGUUUGAAUAUCCUCCGGGUUCAAAGCUUGUGGUUAAAUAUGCUGAAGAUCCUCCAGCAAUGCGAAACAAUGGUGCAAGUUUGGGUAGUGAUACCACUUUCCAAGUGCAGUCACACGGUUCUAAGUCAUCACUCUCUGGAAGUUCAUAUGCAGUGGACUCAGCGGCAGUUUAUACGACAGCAGCUCUCCCUGCUCCUUCUCCUUUGGCAGACCCAAACUCGGAGGUUGCCUCCAGACUGUUUAUUGUCUGCCAGCCAGCUCCUCCUCCAGAAGCUGCACUUAAAGAUGUCUUCAGCAGAUUUGGAAGCUUGAUUGAUGUGUGGAUGAUGAAGGAACGUAACUUUGGUUAUGCUAAAUUUGCGAGCAAGGAAUCUGCCGAUGCUGCCAUAGAAGGCUUGCAUGGUCAUGAAGUUCUUGGUAUGAAGCUUAAAGUGAUGCAUGCUGAUCCUCCAAAGUCAGAGGCAUCCAGAAAGCGACCACGUACUUGAUGCAAGCAAUGAUGAAUUUUUCUGCAAAAGCUACGUAUACCAUGGGAUGGAAUGACUUUAAAAAGGUAAUGUGCAUGUGACUUUGUAUGUUUAUUUCAUGUACAAGACUUCUGUUGAGGAACAGACAUACUGGUAAUAUUAUUGAACUUAUAACAACUGCACCAAGCACAGAUUCAGAGCACUCCAAGCACACAUUCUGUUUUCCCAACCCUGGGCUUGCAACACGUGACAAUGAAAGAUAUGGGACUUAUGGACUGGACACAAGGGAAACAUGGAAUUUAUGGACUGGACAUGAACUGUUUUACUCAACAUCACAGAACACAUUAUGGGACUUUAUUGUAACUUCACAGAAGACGCAGACAUUACAGACUUUGUCAUUGGUAUCAAGGAUGUACAUUAUGGCUCGUAAAAAUCAUUUCUUUAUGUGGACUGGACAUCACAGAGGAACUAACAUGGACUUAACAUCAUAGGAGAUAUGGGACUUUUGCACUGGACAUUAUAGAAGAUAAAGAUGAUAAAAGGUUAUGUGAAACUUACAUCUGUAACAGCAAAAAUUAUUGAGGUUAUUAACUUAAGAGGUGAAACUAUAGAGUAACUUCAUGAUUUUUAAUUCCAUGUUUUCUAGAUUUCAAGCCUGCAUGUUGUCAUUUAAUUUUAUCCUUGGUUUAAAUUGUAUUUUCUUUCAUUUUAAUGAUACUGUGUGACAAUGAGUUUGAAAUUAGGAAAAAUAUAAUUUAACUAAGGGAUAAAAAUUGAACCACACAGGUUGUCAUUAUUAUAAAAUUAUGAUGUUGCAAACUCUUUUAAUUAGUUUUAGCCAGGUUUUUUCAUAAACAGGUUGUGUUCUUUUGAGCUUGUGUUUUAAUGGUGCAUUCUUACUGUAAAAAUAUUUUAAAAUAAGAAAAUUCGCAGUUCAAAUAUAUAUUUUGAUCUUUGCCUUUGCUUUUGGACUCUGGAAGCAAGCAGGAAAAUGUCCUACAGGUGUCUUUCUGAAGUACACUUGUAUUUUUUCUUUUUAGAUGGAAAUGUUGAAGUUUUGCAGUAGUGACGAAAUGAUACUGACUGCUUUUCUUGUUUAGUCACCUGUAUCUUGCUCUUUUAUUCGAAGGCAUCACAAAGUUGUUUUAAGCAAUUUUGAUUAAACAAAUUAUUAAUAGCCAAAGUAAGCCAAUAGCUGUCAAUAAUACAGUAAUAUGGUUUUACCUGCUAAUGUAACCAAUACAAGGCAAAAUAGCAGAUUUUUCUUAGAUUCAAAUCCUUUAUGUUAUGUUAAUGAGCAGUGAUUUUUGGUGAUCAAUCAUAAAUUUAUUGCUUUGUUUUACAGUAGUUGAAAUGUGUAUUCAUGUAAAGCAUAGAUUUCCUCUUUGUAUUUCAUGGAUAAUACAAUGUACAUGUUCACUGUUUAAGAAGAGAUUCAUUACUGGGGAGAUUAUCCCUUAAAGCCCUUAGAUUGACCAACAUCAAUUUUCUCCUAACCAAUUUUUUUCUCCUAAUAAGAUCCAUACAUGAUCACCAAGGAAAAAUGCUUUGAUCUGUUAUUAAAUUCUCACAACUAAUUCUUAAGGAAAUGUAUGGAGGCCAGUCUGGAGAAUUUGAAUGUGGAUUUUUAGGGCUGAAAGCCUUGGUCAACUACAAAUAUAUGACACUCGUAUUGUAAGAUUUACCCAAGAACAUAUUGACCUAUGGAUGAAUAACAUUUAACUUAUAUGGUUGCAAUUAAAAAUGAAAAUGGCCAG
Messenger RNA from Porites lobata, 4772 nucleotides. The record is from the annotation of a GenBank genome assembly. Lineage: Eukaryota; Metazoa; Cnidaria; Anthozoa; Scleractinia; Poritidae.